Messenger RNA from Lactuca sativa (garden lettuce), 1612 nucleotides. The record is from RefSeq and is a predicted model, not a curated record. Lineage: Eukaryota; Viridiplantae; Streptophyta; Magnoliopsida; Asterales; Asteraceae.
AUGUCGGCAGCGGUGGUCGACGAAAUUAGAUCUGCUGGUCGAUGUGGUUGUAAAUACGGUAGAGUGGAGGUGGAGGGCGACGAAGGUGAAGUCACCAAAAAAGGUAGUGUUGCCGGAGAAGCUGGUGUUAACACAAUUUCUAUGAAAGAUUCAUGUUAUAUGUCUAUUUUCUGGAUGGAAACCCUAAACUUUGGAGUCUUCCGAUUUGCAGGUAUUUACUCUGUUUUUGAGAAUUCAUGGAUGAGCUCACACAUAUUCAAUCGAUGGAUGAGCUCACACAGAUCAAUAGGAACCACUAAUGGCAACACUGGGGAGACACAGUCACUAUUAGUGGCGUGCACCCUUUUAUCAAAUUCGUUCCAUGUACCAACUCAGGGAUGUGAUCCGUAUGUCGAAGUCAACUAUAAAGAAGAACGAUUAUACCCCAACCACUUGAUAUUAAGAUUUAAAAGAGAGUUUCACUAUGCACCCCAACUGCUUGAUGAAAUGCUUGAACCAGGCCCUGUCAAGCAUGACACCUUCAUUCCAGUUUAUUUGCUACUCCCUGAAAGUAUAAAAAUUGAUGGUACGGUCAAACAAAUCUUAAAAUCAGGAAAUGGGGAAGAUAUUGGACUAUUUGACAAGGUGAGCUCCUUCGUUUGUUUAUGUGUGAAAUCUCAAUUGGAGUAUCUUCAACAAUGCUUGCGAGGGUAUGAGCAAUUUGGGAUUUCAAGAAAAGGAUCCAAAUAUGUUUCAGAUCAGUAUUGCACCAUUUUCUAUGACAAGGAAAAGGUGGAGUUAUUAGAAGGAGGAACAUUUUGGUUAUCAGAAUCUCCUUCUAUUCCUGAAAGCAUAUCAUGGGGGAGUGAAUCUCCUUCCAUAGCCACAUGGGCAACCUUUCAAAUGAAAAGAGUAAAGUCGCCUGGUUUUUCAUUCCAAAUAGUGAAUACAAACAUGGAUGAUUUUAGCCCUCGUGCUCGUAGGCGAAGUGCAUUGCUGACGUGGCAGUAUAUUGCUUCAUUACCUCCUAGCUUGCCAGUUCUAUAUUGUGGAGGUUUUAAUACACAAAAAGAGUCAACCACAGGACGAUUUCUUUUGGGGAGAUCAAGGUAAUUAUACCUUAUUUAAAGUCUGUUUGAACAUGGUGUGGUAGGUGGUAUGAGAGAUGCAUGGCCUAAUGCCCGAUUGAGGAAAAAUGUGUCACUUGUACGCACCUUUCAUGGAUUUAAAGGCAGCAAACAAGGAGCUGUUGAGUUCUUUAAGUUGAUUUUCUGUGCACUUUGCCUGUGUUGGGAUCGACAAACUCAAGAUUUUCAUGUAGAUUGGAUCCUGUUUAGAGGAAGAUCAUUGGUGCCUGUUUCAUGUGAAGUUGUGAAUGAUAAUAUUGAUGGUCAAUAUCUGUAUUCUAAUUAUCCAAUCUUUGUUGAAUUCAUGCUUCCAAGAACAGUCAGACUCCUUGAUCCGCCACCUGUCCAAGAUGAUGCAACUUCUCCACUUUCUUGAUUUGUUUAUUUGUUUAUAUUCAUUCAAGUUAUUUGCUUGCUUGUUUGCUUGGUGUUUCUUGAUACCAAAUGCUAUUGCAAUUCUUGGAAAUUUUGUGGGAUUUGAUUGAAAUUUCUUGACUCCAUUUUUA